Vicia villosa (hairy vetch) is the source of this 1944-nucleotide messenger RNA. RefSeq lists its product as uncharacterized. Gene Ontology annotation, molecular function: nucleic acid binding; RNA-DNA hybrid ribonuclease activity. The coding region runs from base 1 to 1944 and encodes 647 amino acids. The record is from RefSeq and is a predicted model, not a curated record. The transcript has 3 exons. NCBI's taxonomy places the organism in Eukaryota, Viridiplantae, Streptophyta, Magnoliopsida, Fabales, Fabaceae.
AUGGCACAACCGAUUGAAGCUGUGAAAGACAUCAACGACUCAAAGGAUUUGUGGAAGAUUGUUGUUCGUUGUAAAUAUAUGUGGACCGUGACAAGUUCCUCCAACAAACAACACAUGGAUAUGAUUCAAGCCAUUGUUCCACCGUAUUUGGUGUCAAAAUACUACUUGGCUGAACUUGCUAUUGGAGAGUCAUACAUCAUGCAAAAUUUCAAGGAGGUUAUUCAUGCUCUUAAGAGAAGGACGAAGGGGAGGAAAGCACACUUGGCUCUUAAGAUAGAUAUUAGCAAGGCGUACGAUCGUGUAGACUGGGGUUUUCUUAAAGAGGUGCUUGGUAAAUUGGGUUUUGCGGAGAAAUGGAUUCACUGGCUUAUGAUAUGUGUUACAUCGACAAAUUAUUCUGUACUAGUUAACUCUGAGAGGGUCGGUCCUAUUGUUCCAGGGAGAGGGUUGCGUCAAGGCGAUCCACUAUCACCGGCUAACCUCACGGAAGUCCAAAACCUUAUGGAGUUACUUAAUGUUUAUGCUAAAGCUUCAGGCCAGGAAAUCAAUCUGACCAAAUCUGAGGUCUUUUUCAGCAAUAAUCUAAGCAAUCCAGCAAAGGAAGAUUUAGCAAGUAUUAUGGGAGUUCGCCACGUAUUAGGUACCGGAAGGUAUUUGGGCUUACCAUCGAUGAUUGGAAGAGGCAAGAAAGUGAUUUUCUCUUAUGUCAAAGAUCGUAUCUGGAAGAAAAUCAAUUCUUGGAGUGGGAGGUCAUUAUCUAGAGCAGGGAAGGAUGUUAUGAUCAAAUCAGUCUUACAAGCUAUCCCGGCUUAUGUUAUGAGCUUAUUUAUUCUCCCAGAGACUCUUAUCUCGGAUAUAGAAAAGAUGUUGAAUUCGUUCUGGUGGGGAGGUGGUACAAAUCACAAAGGCAUUAGGUGGAUGGCGUGGGACAAGUUGGCUUGUCCGAAGGAGGAAGGUGGCUUGGGAUUUCGUGAUUUCCGUUCUUUUAAUAAGGCUAUGGUUGCUAAACAAGGUUGGUUCAUGUUGGCGAACCCACUCGCUUUCGUUUCUCGUAUCUUCAAAGCUAGGUACUUUCCGAGAACUUCUUUCUUCGAGGCUAAGCUUGGUUAUAAUCCUAGUUUUGUUUGGAAAAGUAUUUGGUCGGCUAGAGAGAUUCUCACCAUGGGUUGCAGGUGGAGUAUUGGUACCGGUUCUCAAAUUAAUGUUAUGUGUGACCCUUGGCUCCGAGGAAGGCGUGAAGGUUGUUUGCAGGGUCCGCAAGUGCAUGGUGCGUAUAAUAUUACUGUAAAUAAUCUCAUGCUCCCAAACUCCAAACAGUGGGAUAUGAGAAAAUUAACGGAGAUGUUUGACUGUGCAGCAGUGGAGGACAUUAUCCACGUUCCUUUGUUGGAGGAGGUUAUGGAAGAUAGAUUAAUUUGGAGUGAGGACCAAAGUGGUAACUAUUCUGUUCGUUCCGGUUAUAGAUUAUGGAGGAAGGCUAAAUUGAAUCAGAAUGUCGAGGAGGGGGAGGAUAGUUGGUCUAUUUUGGGAACGACUAAUAGAGGCUGGUGUGUUCGGGGAGCGGGUGGUAGUUUUAUCCAUGCAGGUGUGGCUUGGGAUUCUAGAAAACUCUCUAUUCUCGAAGCUGGGGCAAUGGCUCUUAAAGAGGCUAUCAAAGAUUCUAUUGCUCUUCAUCUCGACCGUAUCAUUUUUGAAAGCGAUUCUCUUACCGUGGUUACGGCUGUGCAUUCCAAUGCUUCCGGUAGGUCCGAUUUUUAUCAUGUUAUCCAUUCUAUUAGAUUGCUUCUAUCUUCUUUUCACAACUUUGAGGUUAAGUUUGUUAAACGCCAAGCGAAUAUGGUUGCCGACUCUCUUGUAAAGGCGGCCAAUUCUUGGACUAGGCGUAGUUCUUUGCAUAAUGUUCCUCCUUGUAUUGCGUUGCUUAUCAAUAAUGAAAUGAGAUAG